AAUACAUGUGUUGAAAUGCUGCCGGCGUUGGGGGGGCUGCGCGCGCCGCUUUAGACGCCGGAGGAGACGGGAGGACUCGGGCCGCCGGAGCUCUCCGGUUUCCCCCAAACAAUAGUCGACAGGACGCGAUGGUUGCCCUUUUUUUGGGGGAGGAGGGGGGGGUGGGGGGGCUUGUGGAACCGCAGGGAACUUUAGAACCCUCGUCGGCGCUAUUGUUGUCCUCGGGUCUGCGGAGGAAGAGUGUCGUGAACGCUAGAAGGAGAGAGAGAUGCGCGUGCAGGAGCGUCCAGUUUGAUUGUAGAGGCCGACGGGUUCGGACGUGUGUCUCCUCGCUUCAAGGACUGCUGGGACGUUAAACUCUUCUCUCUCCCCCCCCCCGGUAGUGAGUCCGCCCCUCGGCGUGGACCGUGCGUGUGCGUGCGUGUGUGUGUGUGUGUGUGUGUGUGUGUGUGUGUGUGUCGCUGCAGUACGGAUCCACGUUACCGCGCCCGAGCUACAAUGUGUCGGAGCCUCCAAAGUGAAACAGUGUAGCAACAGGCCCGCGGCGCCGCGCGUACCUGCCGGCUUCAGGCCGGGGCGGGGAGAAACGAGCCAGUUAAACCACCCCACGAAGAAUCCCACAGCAGCAGAUACACGGCGGCUCGUCACUCGUGUUCAGGCAUACGCUCGCGCUUUAGUUGAACUCUCUUUUUAAAGAGGAGGAUCCCGGGUGACGCUCAUUAAGUCGCAGGACACUGGGAUGAAUGGGAAACCUUAUCCAGCUCCUCGGCGGACCACACCCCUGUGGAUCGAGCGCUCCGUCGUACUCUCACUGACUGUUGUGGUUCAAGCCGGUGCUGCUCUGGGGUCGGGGUGUGGGACACGAGAGGAACGCAAGGCCCGGUGGACCAGGUCCCAGUCGCCUGAGCUCUGCCACCCACCGUCCUCCUCCUCCUCCUCCUCCUCCUCCUCCUCCCACCUCCCUCCAAGAUAGAUUCCCUCCGGAGCAAGGUUGACCUGCUCAAGCUGCCCCUGGUCCUCACCUCCAAGUCCAUCUCCGAGCGCAAGAGCCAGCUGGGAGGAGUCGGCGAGCAGCGGGGCACAGGGGGGGGAGGAGGAGGAGGAGGAGGCGGGGCUCGCAAAGCCCGCUCGCCGCCGACCCGAGACAUGGACAACGAGUCGCAGUACUCGGGCUACUCGUACAAGUCCUCCCACUCGCGGAGCUCCCGCAAGCACAGGGACCGGAGGGACCGGCACCGCUCCAAGAGCCGAGACGGCAGCAGCCGCGGAGACAAAUCCGUCACCAUCCAGACUCCCGGGGAGCCGCUGCUCGAUGCCGAGUCGACACGGGGGGACGAGCGGGAUGACAACUGGGGCGAGACCACCACGGUGGUCACCGGCACCUCGGAACACAGCGUCUCCAACGAGGACCUGACCCGCGUCACCAAAGAUCUGGAGGAGUCCACCCCGCUGCAGUGCAAGCGCUUCGUGGGCCCGGCGCUGGGAGGCUGCCUGAGCUUCUUCGCCCUGGUCACGCCUCUGGCCUUCCUCAUCCUGCCGCAGGUCCUGUGGCGCGACGCCCUGGAGCCCUGCGGCACGCCUUGCGAGGGCCUCUACGUCUCCCUGGCCUUCAAGCUCCUGGUCCUGCUCAUCUCCUCCUGGGCGCUGUUCCUCCGGCCUCCCCGCGCCACCCUCCCGCGCUUCUUCGUCUUCCGCUGCCUGCUGAUGGUGCUGGUGUUCCUCUUCAUCGCGUCGUACUGGUUGUUCUACGGCGUGCGGGUGCUGGAGCCCCGGGAGCGGGACUACAGGGGCAUCGUGGAGUACGCCGCCUCGCUGGUGGACGCGCUCCUCUUCAUUCAGUACCUGGCCCUGGUGCUGCUGGAGGUGCGGCACCUGCAGCCGGCCUUCUGCCUCAAGGUGGUCCGGAGCACCGACGGAGCCAGCAAGUUCUACAACGUGGGCCACCUCAGCGUCCAGCGGGCGGCCGUCUGGGUGCUGGACCGAUAUUACAGCGACUUCUCCGUCUUCAACCCGGCGCUGCUCAACCUGCCCAAGUCCAUCCUGUCCAAGAAGAUGACCGGCUUCAAGGUCUACUCCCUGGACGAAAGCACCACCAAUAACUCCUCGGGCCAGUCGCGGGCGAUGAUAGCGGCCGCCGCCCGGAGGAGAGACAACUCCCACAACGAGUUCUACUACGAGGAGGCCGAGAUGGACCGCCGGCUCCGCAAGCGCAAGGCCAGGUUGGUCGUGGCGGUGGAAGAGGCCUUCACGCACAUCAAGCGUCUCCACGACGACGAAGUGGCCUCGUCCCCCAAGCACCCCCGGGAGGUGAUGGAUCCCCGGGAGGCGGCUCAAGCCAUCUUCGCGCCGAUGGCCCGAGCCAUGCAGAAGUACCUGAGGACCACGCGGCAGCAGGCCUUCCACAGCAUGGAGAGCAUCCUCACACACCUGCAGUUCUGCAUCACGCACAACAUGACGCCGAAGGCCUUCCUGGAGCGAUACCUCUCCCCCGGCCCCACCGUGCAGUACCAGCAGCAGACCGGCAGGGGGCGCCAGUGGACGUUGGUGAGCGAGGAGCCGGUGACCUCGGCCCUGCGGCAGGGCCUCGUCUUCUCCCUGCGGCGCCUGGACUUCUCCCUGGUCGUCACGGUGACGCCGCUCCCCUUCCUGCGUCUCGGGGAGGAGUUCGUCGACCCGAAGAGCCACAAGUUCGUCAUGAGGCUGCAGUCGGAGACCUCGGUGUAAAGUCGGGAGGGGGGGGGGUCAACGCGGUCCACGACUCCCAUCCCAUAAUUCACCCCCUCGCCCCCCCCCCUGUGGGACGGAGGAACCUUUUCGAGGAGAGUCCGACUCCUCUUCACAGACGCUGCGACGUCAAACUGUGAUCAGCUCGAUGUUGAAACCUGGAAUUAAACCGAUGCCUUCGCCGUGACGCAUUUGUCUCUUCACGAAAAACAAAACCACACUCUUCUUAUUCUCUCUCUCUCUCUCUCUCUCUCUCUCUCUCUCUCUCUCUCUCUUUUUUGGCCUCAUCCGUAACCACAGGACUACUUUUACUGCGCUGACUCGGCGGAGGAAGAGGAGGAUUACGUCACACGUGUCACUUCCUCUUUUCUCGCGUCUGGAGCUUCCUCUCUGCUGCCGGUCGCAUGACAAGGACGGGUUUUUAUAUCAAAGUGUGUUUACACUCGCAGAAUGUAGCGCCGUGUGCUUUUCACCUGACUGUAAAGAGAAGAUCGUUCCCUGAGCUUCUCCAGACUCUCUGAUCACGGUGGUCUAAAUAUUAUUUUUUAGUUUUUUUCAUUCUACACUGGCAUUUUCUUUUUAUUAACAAGAAGACUACACAAAGACCUCCAGCGGUGCCUGUUUUUAUCACGCGAUCUUAAGCGGCUUACUUCACCUGCGUAUGGAUGUAAAAGCAUAAGCCUGGUGUUGUUCUCACUGUCAACAAACCCCGCGAAAAUAUACCAGAAGACCAACGACGUGUUUUCAAUAUUUUCUGGCUUCUCAAAAAAAAAACUGAAAAUCAAUUCUUUUGACAUGCAUAUACUUUACAAACGUGUACCUUUUUAAAAUAAAAAAUAGAAAUGAGCCUAAAUAAUAACAGCCAUUGAUGGACUCUUAUUUUUAGCGAGCUAGUGAGAAUUACAUUAAUAUCUCUCCCAGUGCAGCUGUUGGUUUCAUAUCGGGUUGAUAAUGUGGUUUCAGCACGAUCAAUAGAUUAUUUUGUCCUUUUUUGGGAUAUUUUCAUGUGAUUUUAUUGAGAAUAAUAAAACUAUAGAUGCAUGCAGAGCGUCCUUUUGGAUUGGCUAAAUCAGACGGAUAUUAAAAAGAACCAUUAACUUGAAAA
Molecule: messenger RNA, 3829 nt
Organism: Cyclopterus lumpus (lumpfish)
Lineage: Eukaryota; Metazoa; Chordata; Actinopteri; Perciformes; Cyclopteridae
Product: vang-like protein 2
Exons: 10
Coding region: 1147-2724 (525 amino acids)
Biological process (GO): Wnt signaling pathway, planar cell polarity pathway; establishment of planar polarity; multicellular organism development
Cellular component (GO): plasma membrane
Source: RefSeq, a predicted model, not a curated record